Messenger RNA from Caenorhabditis angaria, 10205 nucleotides. NCBI's taxonomy places the organism in Eukaryota, Metazoa, Nematoda, Chromadorea, Rhabditida, Rhabditidae. The record is from the annotation of a GenBank genome assembly.
AUGGGAUUUCCAAUGAUCCAGGUUUUUAUGAUCGCCGCGCGGCAGGUUGGUUUUUUGGGGCAGGAAAAAUUUUGUUCUAAAAAUUUGAAAAUUUUUUGGAAUUUGAGUUCAAAUUUUCAAAAAUCUUUGAAAUUCUGGUUUUUGGCUUAAAAAUAUCUGAUAUCUAUUCAGAAUUAAAAUUUUAACAAAAAAUUCGAAUUUUUGUAUUUAAAAAUUGAUCUUAAAAUUUUUCCCUUCCGAAAUUGUUUAAAACUUUCAAAAAAAAUUUGAAUUUGAAUUUUUGAGCUGGAAAUCUAUAGAACACAUAGCCUUAAAAUUAUUAUUUAAAAAAAAUUUUCAGCCUGAAAAUUUUGUUCUGAAAAAACUGGAUUAAAAAUUCUGAUUUUCAGUCUUGUUUUGAAAUUCUCGAUUUUAAGGCGAUGAUGCAGAUUAGUUUCUCCCCCGAGCUAAUUGAGGAGAAAGAGGAGAAACGUGUUGCAGGUGGAGGAGAAACAAUGUAUUUUUCGAAUUUCGCCCCAUUUCUCCUCAUUUCUCCUCGGAGGAGAAACUCAUCUGCAACAUCGCCUAAAAUGAAAAAUUUUCAGAAUUUCAUACAAAACAUUGAAUUUUCAAUCAGAAAAAUUUCGCUGUUUCAAAAUUUUUAUGAGUUUUCUGGCAGUUUUGGAAUUUUUGAUUUUUUCGUAUAGCUUGAAAAUCUGAAAAACAUUCUCCAAUUUUGUCUGAAUUUCAAUCAGAAAAAUUUUGCUGUUUCAAAAUUUUGUAUCAGAAAUUUUGCUUAAAAUGUUUCCCUUCUGAAAACAUUUCUCACUUUUUAAAGUGCGAUUUUCAAAAAAAUCGAAUUUUUGAGCUGAAAAGCAGUAGAAAAAUAGCCUUAAAAUUAUUUUUAAAAGAUUUUUUCGGUCUGAAAAUUUUGUUCUGAAAUUCUGGAUUUUCAGAUGGAUAUUCUUUCAAAAGUUUUCAACAUUCCAAUUUCAAUUAGAAAAAUUUCGCUGUUUCAAAAUUUUUAUGAGUUUUCUGGCAGUUUUCGGAAUUUUUGAUUCAGUAUUGCAUGAAAAAUCUGAAAUUCUGAAAAACAUUCUCCAAUUUUGUCUGAAUUUUAAUCAGAAAAAUUACGCUGUUUCAAAAAUUUGUAUUUCAAAAUUGAUCUUAAAAUUAUUCCCUUCUGAAAUUGUUUAAAAUUUUCAAAAAAAAAUUUAAUUCGAAUUUUUGAGCUGAAAAGCUAUAGAAAAAUAGCCUUAAAAUAAUUAUUUCAAAGAUUUUUCAGUCUGAAAAUUUGGAUUACAAAUUCUAAUUUUCAGCCAGCCUUGAAACUUUGUUCUGAAAAUUUCGAUUUUCAAAUUUCAUUCAAAACAAUGCAAUUUCAAUCAGAAAAAUUUCGCUGUUUCAAAAGUUUUAUGAGUUUUCUGGCAGUUUUGGAAUUUUUGAUUUUUUCGUAUAGCUUGAAAAUCUGAAAAACAUUCUCCAAUUUUGUCUGAAUUUUAAUCAGAAAAAUUACGCUGUUUCAAAAAUUUGUAUUUCAAAAUUGAUCUUAAAAUUAUUCCCUUCUGAAAUUGUUUAAAAUUUUCAAAAAAAAAUUUAAUUCGAAUUUUUGAGCUGAAAAGCUAUAGAAAAAUAGCCUUAAAAUAAUUAUUUCAAAGAUUUUUCAGUCUGAAAAUUUGGAUUACAAAUUCUAAUUUUCAGCCAGCCUUGAAACUUUGUUCUGAAAAUUUCGAUUUUCAAAUUUCAUUCAAAACAAUGCAAUUUCAAUCAGAAAAAUUUCGCUGUUUCAAAAGUUUUAUGAGUUUUCUGGCAGUUUUGGAAUUUUUGAUUUUUUCGUAUAGCUUGAAAAUCUGAAAAACAUUCUCCAAUUUUGUCUGAAUUUCAAUCAGAAAAAUUUCGCUGUUUCAAAAGUUUUAUGAGUUUUCUGGCAGUUUUGGAAUUUUUGAUUUUUUCGUAUAGCUUGAAAAUCUGAAAAACAUUCUCCAAUUUUGUCUGAAUUUUAAUGAGAAAAAUUUCGCUGUUUCAAAAAUUUGUAUUUCAAAAUUUAUCUUAAAAUAUUUCCCUUCUGAAAUUAUUUAAAAUUUUCAAAAAAAAAUGUAAUUUGAAUUUUUGAGCUGGAAAGCUAUAGAAAAAUAUCAUUGAAAUUAUUUUUUAAAGAUUUUUUCAGUCUGAAAAUUCUGAAAUUCUCGAUUUUCAAAUUUAAAUUCUUUUUAAUUUUCAAAAUUUCAUUCAAAACAAUGCAAUUUCAAUCAGAAAAAUUUCGCUGUUUCAAAAUUUUUAUGAGUUUUCUGGCAGUUUUUGGAAUUUUUGAUUCAGAUUUGCUUCGAAAUCUGAAAAAAAUUCUCCAAUUUUGUCUGAAUUUUAAUGAGAAAAAUUUCGCUGUUUCAAAAAUUUGUAUUUCAAAAUUGAUCUUAAAAUAUUUCCCUUCUGAAAUUGUUCAAAAUUUUCAAAAAAAAAAUGUAAUUUGAGUUUUUGAGCUGGAAAGCUAUAGAAAAAUAUCGUUGAAAUUAUUUUUUAAAGAUUUUUUCAGUCUGAAAAUUCUGAAAUUCUCGAUUUUCAAAUUUAAAUUCUUUUUAAUUUUCAAAAUUUCAUUCAAAACAAUGCAAUUUCAAUCAGAAAAAUUUCGCUGUUUCAAAAUUUUUAUGAGUUUUCUGGCAGUUUUUGGAAUUUUUGAUUCAGAUUUGCUUCGAAAUCUGAAAAAAAAAUUCUCCAAUUUUGUCUGAAUUUUAAUGAGAAAAAUUUCGCUGUUUCAAAAAUUUGUAUUUCAAAAUUGAUCUUAAAAUAUUUCCCUUCUGAAAUUGUUCAAAAUUUUCAAAAAAAAAAUUUAAUUUGAAUUUUUGAGCUAGAAAGCUAUAGAAAAAUAUCGUUGAAAUUAUUUUUUAAAGAUUUUUUCAGUCUGAAAAUUCUGUUCUGAAAUUCUCGAUUUUCAAAUUUAAAUUCUUUUAAAUUUUCAAAAUUUCAUUCAAAACAAUGCAAUUUCAAUCAGAAAAAUUUCGCUGUUUCAAAAUUUUUAUGAAUUUUCUGGCAGUUUUUUGAAUUUUUGAUUUUCAAUAUUAUUCUAUGAAAAAUCUGAAAUUCGAAUUUUUGUCUGAAAAUCCAGUUUCCAGCCCCAAAAUUCAUCUGAGAAUCAUUUUUUUCCCAGGUGUCAAAACCAAUUGCCGACGCGGUGCUCAAAUAUGGAAAAGACCACCCGAUAUUCAGAAAUCGGAUUUUGAUUCCGAUUGGAAGAGGUAGGGCUUUUUGGGCUGAAAAUUGACUGAAAAUAUGAAAAUUUCAAAUUUUCUGACCUAAAAAUUCGAAAAAAUAUCAAUUUUUAGACCUAAACCCCUGAAAAAUUCGCAUUUUCCCCACUCUUUUUUCCAACGGGAAGAAAAAUAGUUUAUCUUAUUUUGGCUUGACGAAAAUUGAUUUAUAGUAAAAAAAAAUUGGGGAAUUUCCCAAGAGAUCCAUUUUCAUCUCGUGCACUUUUUUGAGCUUUGAACGCUAGAACCAGGGCUGUGAAAAAGGCCUUGUUCGGCCACAAGGCCCCAUCGAGAAAUUUGGAGAGGCCGGCCGGCCGGCCGGAGAAAAAAAAUAAAUUGAAAAAAGGCCGGCCGCCGGCCUGCAUAGUAAAUUCCUCAUUUUCACCGGUUCUGGUGUGACUUGGAUGGUGGGAUGAAUUUAUGCAAUUCUGUUGGUGUGAUAGUGUUUGUGUGAUGAUUGGAUUGGUGAAAAGACAUUGGUGUGGUAUUGGUGUGAUAUUGGUGGAUGGCUCCAAACAAAUUACACCACAAUUGGCGCCAAUUUCACCAAUCACCAAUCACGUCAAUUCCGCCAUUUCCACAUUGGUGCCUAUAACACCAUUGGUGCAAUUGGCGUCAAUGGUGAAGUUUGCACCAAUCGUGCAAUUUUCACCAUUGGCGCAAACUUCACCAAUGGCGCAGUUUUCAAAAAUGGUGCAAACUUCACCAAUGGCGCCAAUACUACACCCAGACUAUCACACCAUCCAACCAAGAUCGAAGUUUCAUUCAGAAAAAGUUACAAAUUCAAUAAAACUAAUUUCUGAAAAUUUUCAUCCUUGAGGCUUCAAGCCUGAACGGCUUCGAGCCUUUAUAUUUGAAAGGCCUAAAAGCCGCGAAGGCCUGAGGCCUCCGAUUUUUCAAGGCUGGCCGGCCGGCCGCAGAAAAUCGAGGCCCUUUUCACAGCCCUGGCUAGAACAACAAGAGAAAAUUUGAGAAGAAAUUAUUGUAUUUAUAUCCCGAAAUUUCACUGUUUCAAAAAUUUGGUAUAAUAUUUUGAACCAUAACCAUUUCAGUUAUUGCCUGGAUCUUAACUGAAUCAAAAAAAUAUGAAAUAGCAUUUUUAUUGGAAAAAUAACAAUUUCACAUAAAAAUUGAAGAAAUUUCAGAUUCUUACAUAAAUGAAUUUUUUGAGCGACUUCCAUUCAAAAAUCUAUAUUCCACGUAGCAAAAUUCUAAUGGAAAAUUGAAUUUUCGAGAUUUUUUGAUUUUAAAAAAACCUGAAAAUUCACUGUUUCAAAAGUUUUGUAUACACACCUGGCGAGAAAGUGUCCCAAAAUUUUUGUGCAGCGUGAAAAUUUUUGCAAAAAAAAUUUUGCAGCGUGAAAUUGUCAAUUUUUUGAAAAUUUUCAUCAAAAUCCGCUGAAAAUCAAUGAAAACUACACUUUUUUUGUGAGAAAAUGUGCAGUGUGACUUUUGAAAAUUUUUGUACAGUGUCCAUUUUGGACACGUCUCGUCAGGUGUGCUUGUAUAAUAUUUCGAACAAUUUUUCAAUUAUUGUUUGGAUCUUUACAAAAAAAUUAUGAAAUAGCAUUUUUAUUGAAUAAAUCACGAUUCCACAUCAAAAAAUGAAGAAAAUUCAGAUUCUCAUUAAAAAAAACGGAAUUUCUUAUUCUGAGUAAUUUUCAUUCAAAAAUCUAUAUUCCACGUGGCAAAAUUCUGCACGAAAAUUGAAUUUUCGAGAUUUUUUUUAUUUUGAAAAAUCCGGAAUAUUCACUGUUUCAAAAAUUUUGUAUAAAAUUUUGAAAAAAAUUAAUUGAUGUUUUUAUUGGAUAAAUCGGAAAUCGACAUCAAAAAUUUAAGAAAAUUCAGAAUUUUUAUUGAAAUAACGAAAUUUCUGAGUAAUUUUCAUUCAAAAAUUUAUAUUCCACGUGGCAGAGUAUUGCCGAAAAAUUGGAUUUUCAGGAUUUUUUUAUUUAAAAAUUAACCCGAAAAUUUACUGUUUCAAAAAUUUUCUAUAAUAUUUUGAAAAAAAAUAUAAAAUGAUAUUUCGAUCGCAUUUCCACUUUGAAAAUCAAAGAAAAUUCAGAUUUUCAUUAAAAAAAAACGAAAUUUCUAAGCAAUUUUCAUUCAAAAAUCUAUAUUCCACGUGGCAAGUUUCUGCCAGAACAUUGGAUUUUCGAGAUUUUUUGAUUUUGAAAAAAAUCCCGAAAAUUCACUGUUUCAAAAAUUUUGUAUAAUAUUUUGAACCAUAAGUUAUUUCAAUUAACAUAAUCAAAAAAUAUGAAUGAGAAUUUUUAUUGAAUAAAUCACGAUUCCACAUCAAAAAUUGAAGAAAAUUCAGAUUCUCAAAAAACCGAAAUUUCUGAGUAAUUUUCAUUCAAAAAUUUAUAUUCCACGUGGAAAAAUUCUGCCGGGAAAAUUGGAUUUGAUUUUGAAAAAUUCCGAAAAUUCACUGUUUCAAAGAAUUUUGAUUUUUUUGAUUUUUUUUUGCAAACAUUAGUUCAUUCUCAAUUCUUAUAGAAAAAAAAUAAUAAUCCAAAAAUUGUAGAAAAAAUGCCUAUUUGUCAACAACGCCACGUGGCAAAAUUCUGCAUUUUUUUGUUGGAAAAAAUCCCGAAAAUUUACUGUUUCAAAAGUGUUGUAUAAAAUUUUGAAAAAAAAAUUAAUUGAUGUUUUUAUUGAAAAUAUUCACAAUCCCACAUCAAAAAUCAAAGAAAAUUCAGAUUCUCAUUAAAAAAAACGAAAUUUUUCAGUAAUUUUAAUUUAAAAAUCUAUAUUCCACUUGGCAAGAUUCUGCCGGAAAAUUUUGUUUUUCGAGUUUUUUGAUUUUGAAAAAAAUCCCGAAAAUUCACUGUUUCAAAAAUUUUGGAAAUUACUCAUAAAUUUCGUUUUUUUUUUCUCGAAAAUCUAAAUUUUUUCAAUUUUUUAUAUAAAGUAUGCUCAAAAGAUCAAUCAAUCCGGUCCAAAAUUUAUAUACGCAUUUUUUGAAACAGUGAAAUUUUCGGAAUUUUUUUUUCGAUGAAAAUCCAAUUUUUUCGGUGAAUAAUAUUUUUAAAAAUUAAAAUUCUUUGAAACAGUGAAAUUUUCGGAAAGUUUUCCUAGUGAAAAAUGGAAUUUUAGUCAUAUUUUUAUUGAAGAAAUCAGAAUCCCACAUCAAAAAUUGAAGAAAAUCAUCAUCCCUCUUAAAAAUCCCUGUUUUUCAGGCCUCGUCCGAUUCACAGCCCGAAUGCGAAUGAAGCGACUAGGCUUGGGUGCUCCAAUCACACAUGCUCCAGUUUCUGAAGCGGCCGCACUCGAACAAGCAUCGGAUUUUGUUCAACAAUUAGUGCUCUUCUCAUAUUCGGUCGGCGUUUUUGCUGGUUAUUAUUUUUAUACAAAAUUGACGUCGCCUGAAACGCUGAAAUUGGAGGAAUUUGAGCAAUAUAAAGAGCAACAGGAACAGGUUGGGAUUUUGGGAAAUUUGAAAUUUUCUAUCAGAAAACAGAAAAUUUCCAAAUUCUGAUAUAAAAAACCUGAAAUUUUCUUGAAAAAUCUAGAAAAUCCCACCUUUUCCUUCGAAAUUUCGAGAAAAAAGAUGAAAAAAUAACCCCGAAAAUUUACUGUUUCAAAUUUUUUUAAUAUAAAGCUGGACCAGAAGAAUUUCAAUGUGUUAAUUGGGAAUGUGAUGAAAAAUUAAUUUCAAAAUUUUCAAGCAAAAACUUGGAUUUCUGCUGGGAAAAACAAUUUCUUUUUCAACUUUCCUGUGAAUUUUUGGGAUUCCUCGAAAUUUUUAACUGAAACUUCACAAAAUUUGAAAUUUUCUCAAGAAAUCUAGAAAAUCCCGCCUUUUCACUCGAAAUUUUGAGAAAAAAUAUGGAAAAAUUAACCCGAAAAUUUACUGUUUCAAAAUGUUUUUUAUAAAGUUGGACCAGAAGAAUUUCAUUACUUUUCUGGAAAUUUGAUGAAAUAAAAAAAAUUAAUUUUUUGCUGAAAAAAAUCUGAUUUUUUCAAGAUCUGAUUGCUGGAAAUUUUUUAGCUGUGAAUUUCCGAAAUUUAAAUUACAGCAAUUAAAUUUUCUAUUUCCCAAAAAAAAUUACUUUCUCAACUUUCCUGUGAAUUUUCAGGUUUCUCGAAAUUUUGAACUGAAAAAUUUACCAAAACAAUGUUUUUUCUUCACGAAAUUUGAAAUUUUCUCAAGAAAUCUUGAAAAUCCAACCUUUUAACUCAAAAUUUCGAGAAAAAAUAUGAAAAAAAUUUCCCGAAAAUUUACUGUUUCAAAAUAUUUUGAUAUAAAGCUGGGACUGAAGUUCGUUUAUUGGGAACUUGAUCUUCUUUGAAUUCUUAUUUUCUCGAAACUUUUUCGAAUUUUCAAAUUCCGAUUUUUGGUACCUCAAGAAAUCCACGUCAUCACAUUUUCCAUCUUAAAAAAAAUCAAUUUCCAGAUCAUCAAAGGUCUCCGAUUUCAAGUGGAAACCCUCGAACAACGUCUCUCAGCUCAACAAAAACGAAGUUUUCUGUCAACAAUUGGUGUCACCAAAGAUGACACACCAAAAUCCAGCUCCUCACCAAAUUUGGCGCCAAAUUCUUCAAAUUCAAAUCCAGAAUCCGAAAACAACUCGACGAAGAAGAGUCGAUUUGAGAGGAUCUCAUCGCUUCCGAUUGACAUGGCUGCCAGUUUGAUUCUUGAUGGUGGGUCUGCGGAUUAGGCCGGAAUCUAGGCUUUAGGCUACGCCUAAAUUAGGGCUUGGGCUUCUAGGCUUGUUAGAGUCUAAUUUAGGCUCAAGCUUGAAUCUAGGGCUGGAUCUAGAUUUUGAGCUAGGCCUAAAUUCAGGCUUAGGCCCUUAUUUAGGCUUAAGCUUAAAUUUAGGCUCAUCAAGCUUUGGCUUAGGCUUUUGAGUCUGGUCCAAAUCCCUCAGCUUAGGCCCUAAUUUAGGCUUAGACUUGGACCUAAGCUUUGAGCUAGGCCUAAACUUAGGCCUAACAUUGGGCUUGGGCUUCUAGGCUUUGAGAUCUAGGCUUAACCCUAAAUUUAGGCCUAUCAAGCUUAGGCUUAGGCUUUUGAGUCUGGUCCAAAUCCCUCAGGCUUAGGCCCUAAUUUAGGCUUAGCCUUAUUGAACCUAGGCUUCGGCCCCUUUCCAAUUUUGUGUUUAAAAAUCAGAAAGAGAUGAAAAAUGUUUUAGAGGUACUGUAGGGGGGUUUUUGCGCAAAAAUUUUGAGAAUCGCCACGUCAUAGCUCAAAAUUUUGCAAUUUUCAACCAACAAAAAUUUCACUGUUUCAAAAUUUUCAUAAAAAUUUUUUGCCAAUUUUUUUUCAAUGAUAGAAUCGUUGCCAUACGAAAAAAAUUCAUAAUUUCAAAAAUCGUUGAAUUUCCCGCCACGUGGAUUGUUUUUGCCACGUGGAUUGUAAAAACUCUACAGUACCCUCUCCCCAACAUUUUUCCACUCUUUGCUCAAAAGUUUAUGUGUUUCCCCCCAUUUUCCCCGCCAAAUUUGUGACAAGACGUGUUUUCCUUUGUUUCUGGAGUACUGUAGGAUUCUCCUACAGUACUCCCUUAUUAAUUAAUGUUGUGUCUGUGUGUUUUUGUACUAAUUUUAGUUAAUAAAAGCAUGAUUUUUUGUUUGGGCAACUUUUUACUACAGUAACCCUGGGGUACUGUAUAUAUUUCUACAGUAUUUCCGGGGGUACUGUAGAUGUCUCUACAGUACUCCUUAACUCACCUGAAAAAUGCUGCAGAUGAUGAAUAUCUGGUGGUGAGACGUGGCACAUCGGUUGGCUUCGAAAUCGCCCAAAUUUGGUCUCGACGCGGAGAAUCGCUGAAAUACCGUAUACCGGAAGUUUUGGCGCGAAAUGUGUCGAGCUAUGAGUUGGCAUUGGAACAGGCGCGAAUGAUGAUUUUUGGAUGAUCUUUUUGAGCAUAAUCAUGUAUUUUUGGGUGUGAGAGGAGAUUUUUGAGAUUUGCCACGUCAUAACUUUGAAAAUUCAGAAAAAUUUCACUGUUUCAAAAUUUUUCAGAAGGUUUUUGAGAUUCCGAAAAAAUCUCAUGAGAAUUUGCCACGUGGAUUCCAGAGUUUUCCAUGUCAUAACUCUGAAAAUUUUGAAAUUUCACUGUUUCAAAAUUUUUCGGAAGGCUUCUGAGAUUCUGAGACGAUUUCAUGAGCUUAAAAAAAUUUGAAUUUAUUUUGCCACGUGGAAUUUUGGAUCCAGAAUAUUCCAGAGUUUUCCACGUGAUAACUCUGAAAAUUCUGAAAUUUUUUAAAUUUCAAAAAAAAAUCUCACUGUUUCAAAAUUUUUCGGAAUGUUUUUCGAAUUUCUGAAAAUAUGAGCUUCAAAAAAAUCAAAUUUUAUUUUUGGAUUUUUGGCCCCAGAAUAUUUCAGAGUUUUCCACGUCAUAACUCUGAAAAUUUUGAAAUUUCAAAAAAAAAUCUCACUGUUUCAAAAUUUUUCGGAAGGUUUUUUGAAUUUCUGAAAUCAUGAGCUUAAAAAAAUUUGAAUUUAUUUUGCCACGUGGAAUUUUGGAUCCAGAAUAUUCUAGAUUUUUCCACGUGAUAACUCUGAAAGUUUUGAAAUUUCAAAAAAAUUUCACUGUUUCAAAAUUAAUUUUAAAAAAAAUUUUUUGAAGUUAAAAUUGUGGACAUUAGCCACGUCAUAACUAAAUUUCAUAAGAAUUUCAAAAUUUCAAAAGUUCAUAAUUCCACGUGGCAUUUUCGGAGACAAACUCGAAAUUCUGCCACGUCAUAACUCAAUUCUCCUCUCUCUCACACCCUUUUUUUCAAAAUUUCGACGAGUUUUCUUCAUAGAUUUGAUUUUAUUUUUGUCACUUUUCUGUCUCUAGUCUCGAGCUUAUUUCCUAUGUUUUUUGCAAUUUUUCUCGAUUUUUUGUUGUAAAAACCGCGUCUUGUCCAUUCAUUUUCCUCCUCCCCCCGAAAAAUUUUGUGGAAAUUUGCCACGUCAUAGCUCGCAAUGAAAAUGUGCAUUUUUUAGGCCGCCAAACACAAAAUGACGGAGGAAAAGGAUCGACAAGAUGA